Molecule: messenger RNA, 2057 nt
Organism: Exophiala viscosa
Lineage: Eukaryota; Fungi; Ascomycota; Eurotiomycetes; Chaetothyriales; Herpotrichiellaceae
Product: beta subunit of phenylalanyl-tRNA synthetase
Exons: 1
Coding region: 150-1958 (602 amino acids)
Biological process (GO): phenylalanyl-tRNA aminoacylation
Cellular component (GO): phenylalanine-tRNA ligase complex; cytoplasm
Molecular function (GO): magnesium ion binding; ATP binding; RNA binding
Source: RefSeq, a predicted model, not a curated record
UGGAAGACGAAAUUAUAUAGCAGCGCCUAGAAGAAUACAAUUGGUCUACUUGUCCAGGCGAGGUCGGCCUGGUACUUUGCUCUCAGGAAGCGACCUGUGGAACUGUGGGCAGCAGUGCACCUGCAAUCUAUUCGUGAAAAUAUUUCAAAAUGCCUACCAUUACCGUGGACAAGGCUGCAUUGUUCAAGGCAUUGGGCAGAGAAUACACGACAGAUGAGUUCGACGAGCUUUGCUUCGACUUCGGGAUUGAACUGGAUGAGGAUACUUCUCUCACAGAGAGACCGAUUGUCGAUGGCAAACAAGAACCACCACAAUUGAAGAUCGAGAUCCCAGCUAAUCGAUACGACAUGCUAUGUUACGAGGGCAUUCAACUUAUGCUCAACAUCUUCAACCGCAGAAUACCAGCUCCCAAGUAUGUCUUGAAAGCGCCACCGAAGGGUGAAAUACAGUCCAUCACAGUCACGAAGGAAACUGCGACUGUACGGCCCUACGUGUCUGGAGCCAUCUUACGGAACAUCAAGUUCGACCAGGCCAGAUACGAAUCUUUCAUCGACUUGCAAGACAAACUCCACCAGAACCUUGCUAGGCAGCGGACUCUUGUUUCCAUCGGUACGCAUGAUUACGACCUCAUUGAAGGCCCAUUCACAUACGAAGCACUACCUCCCAAGGACAAGAAAUUCAUCCCGCUGAACCAGUCAAAGGAAAUGAACGGGGAGGAAUUGAUGGCCUUCUACGAAAAGGACAAGCAUUUGGGCCGAUACCUACACAUCAUCCGGGACUCGCCCGUGUACCCUUUCAUCCUAGAUUCGAAACGCAGAGUAUGUUCAUUACCGCCGAUCAUCAACAGCAAUCUCAGCAAAAUCUCGCUCGACACAAAGAACGUCUUUAUCGAGGUGACGGCGACCGACAAAACCAAGCUAGAGAUAGUUGUCAACAUUAUGGUGGCAAUGUUUUCCCAAUAUACCUCAGAAGAAUUCACGGUCGAGCCCAUUCAAAUCAUCUCAGAGCACAACGGCGAAUCGAGACAGGCCCCUGACCUGACACCUCGUUCCACACAGGCUGAGGUAGAUUAUAUCAAUUCUUGCUGCGGUCUCUCCCUCUCCGCGGAAGACAUCUGCAACCUCCUGACACGAAUGAGCUAUACCGCGAGGCCAUCGAAAUCUGAUCCCAACUUGAUUGAUGUUGAUGUUCCGAUCACGCGUGCAGACGUGUUGCACCAGGCUGACAUCAUGGAAGACGUGGGCAUCGCGUAUGGAUUCAACAAUUUACCGCGCGCCUUUCCUAAAGUCUCCGCUACUAUCGCAGCCCCACUGGCAAUCAACAAGCUUUCUGAUAUUUUACGCCUUGAAGCAGCGAUGGCCGGCUGGGCUGAAGUGUUACCGUUAAUUCUGUGCUCGCAUGACGAGAACUUCGGCUGGCUGAACCGCAAAGACGACGGGAAGACAGCGGUCAAACUCGCAAACCCGAAGACCGCUGAAUACCAGGUUGUACGGACGACGUUGCUGCCCGGUCUGUUGAAGACCAUCCGUGAGAACAAGCACCAUUCGAUACCGAUCAAAAUCUUCGAGGUCAGCGAUGUCGCUUUCAAAGAUGAGUCGCUUGAGCGCAAGAGCCGCAAUGAGCGACACUUUGCUGCGGCGUGGUACGGCAAAACAUCCGGUUUCGAGGUCGUUCAUGGUCUAUUAGAUCGUGUCAUGGCGAUGUUGCAGACGGCGUUCGUUACGCACGAGGAGGGGUUGGAAAUCAAGAACGGGCAUGCGAAGGGGAUGCAAUAUUGGAUCCAGGAGCUUGAUGACCCAACAUACUUCGCUGGCCAUGGUGCCAGUAUCCAUGCCAGGAUCUUGGGCCAGGAACUCAUGAUCGGCAGCUUUGGUAUCCUGCAUCCUACCGUGCUGGAAAAGUUUGAGCUCAAGUAUCCUGUGAGCGCGGUGGAAUUCAAUGUGGAGGUCUUCCUGUGAGAAAUGUUGAGGAAACUGCAUGCAGACAAAAUGAUGGCGGCCAAAUAGACAGACCAGAGUGUGACGAAAUUCAAGAUCAGUCUGAUGCAUUCUUUUCAU